Chlamydomonas reinhardtii is the source of this 1706-nucleotide messenger RNA. RefSeq lists its product as uncharacterized. The transcript is spliced from 8 exons. The record is from RefSeq and is a predicted model, not a curated record. Bases 326 to 1441 code for a protein of 371 amino acids. Lineage: Eukaryota; Viridiplantae; Chlorophyta; Chlorophyceae; Chlamydomonadales; Chlamydomonadaceae.
GCCCUUGACAUACCUUAAAAACGCGAAUGUGCAACAAUUGCUUCCAAGGUCUGCAGUGCCUGGACGAUCAGCAGCAGCUCCAAAAGUUCAUCGACGGAUUCACUGCGCGUCCCAGGCCUCGCCCAAUCGCUCGCGGUGUUGGAAGCAUCGCCCCGUUUCAGCCCCCGCCGACCAGCCUGACGCCCACGCUGCCGCUUGAGGACUCAGUAGAAAAGGAGCUGAAGCCGGCUGAGCAGCAGGUUUAAAAGUAGCCGCAUCAAAGCGGCGUGCGCGACGGUCGCGGGACCAUCAUCAGCUCUCACGGUUCGCCCCCUGCACCACAAAAAUGCUGGCGUCAUCGCUAGCUCGUAUCGUGCCAGGCUUGGCGCGUGUUGGACUCAGCUCGGCGGGCUCGGCGUCGCUUCGGGGGCAAGCGGGCGAGGCGCUGGCUUGUGCCUUCACCUGCAGCGGCCGGGGCCACGCACCCAGCUUCGCGGGCGCCUGGUUCAGCUCCCUCCCCCACCCGCAGCAGCAGCAGCAGUCCGGGAAGGAAGCUAAGGAAGGGCAGGCUCAGCCACCCGACGUCAGCUCCGCUGGCGCGGCAGCGACUGGCGCGGCUGGGGGCGCCAGUGCCGGGGAGGAGCCGACGCCGGCGCGGCCGGCCGGCCCCGCCAGCCGUCGUGACAAGUCCGCGGCCGCUGAUACCGUGUACGCCAGCAGCAAGGAUGACAACAUGGGCGUGCAGCGCAACUGGUUCAAUGCGCUGUUCUCACAGCUCAACGUAGUCCACCGCACCGGCAUGGUGCCGCACAUGAAGGGCCGCCAGCAGGAGGUCUUCGUGGCUGUGGAGCGGGAGUUUGAGGUGCUGUGGGAGAAGUACAUCAAAGAUAAGAACCUGCAGGGCACCGCGCACCGCGGCAUGCUUUUGUGCUGCCUGGCCAUCGCCACCCACAAGGUGCUGCGCUACGAGAGCGGCGACGACGAGCUGGUCAAGGAGGUGGUGAAGACCAACCUGGGCGGCGUGGCUGUGAGCGUCAUGACGCGUCUCCACAACGCCCGCCUGUGGCUGCUGCUCAAGCUGCUGGCAGAGGACCCCUACAAGCAGGCCAUCCGCUUCUUGCCCACGCUGCAGGGAGACCUGGGCGCCCUAGUGGCGAGCGAGGUGAACACCGGCGAGCAGGAGUCCACGUGGACCACCCGCGCCUGCUCCUUCCACGACGUGCUGGCGGCGGAGGGCGCCACGGAGCUGCUGCCCGAGUUCUGCUGCCAGUACAGCAUGCAGUGGCUGGAGGCCUUUUCGCAGUACGGCGUGCGUGUGGGGUUGGAGCAGAGCCUGGGCUUUGGCGACGAGUGCUGCCAGGUGCGCAUCAGCCGCCCCUUCAACGCCACCACCCCGCCCCCGACUCCGGAGCAGCAGCAGCAGCAGCAGUCGCCGUCUGGAGCGCACACGGGAAAGCAGUAGGACUGAUGACGAGGGGCGGAUGAAGCUGUGGCGGUGUGGGCAAGUAUCGAGGGAACCAUGGGCUUCGAGCGCAGGUUCGAGUCAAGCAGGAGUGGUGUCUUACGGUAGGGUGCAUGGUGGGUAGCAGAGAGCGUGCUACUAGGCGCAGGAUGCCUGAGUGAGGGUCUGAGCGACGUGGGGAAGGGACUGCCAUCAUGCACGUGCGGCCGUGAGCGAGCGCCAUCGCGGUUGUAUUUUUGCAUGGAGCGGUAAACUUGAAUGACAU